UCAGUAUCAUCUCGUCUCAAAGAAGCUUGUCCUGGGAUCGUGGUGGUUAAGUGCAUUUGUCAUUCGGCACAUCUGUGUGCUAGUGAAGCAUGUAAAGUGCUUCCUCGGUCUUGUGAAGAUAUGGCUCGUGAAAUAUACAAUUUCUUGAAGAGCAGUGCUAAACGACAGAGUGAGCUGAAAGAGUUUCAAACAUUUCUUGACAUGGAACCUUUGAAAAUGCUUCAUCCCUCGCAGACCAGGUGGUUGUCUUUGGUGGCAGUUGUUCAACGCAUUUUGGAGCAGUGGGAUGCUUUGAAAUUGUAUUUUACAGACUGUUGGUUGUCACAGAGACUCUUAAGUGCAGAAAACAUCUUCAAUGCACUUCACGAUCCUUUUUUGAAACUGUAUUUCAUGUUCCUUUCAUGGGUUCUUCCGAAAUUCACAAAAUUCAACGAAUUUUUCCAGACGAAGAAUGUUGUUAUUACAGAACUACAUACCCAAUUAAGAGAUCUCUAUACUGACAUUCUCCUUAGUUUCAUGAAAAGGGACUAUGUCAUGAAAACACCACUCGAGGAAGUCGAUCCUGCCCUGGAGAAGUAUCAUCUUCCAGACACUGAGAUGUAUUUAGGAGUUAAAGUCCUGCAGCACAUUGAUAAACCAGAAAUCACUUCCAAGCCCGAUAUUCGCUGUCAUUUCUUUCACAGGUGUAGAACUUUCCUCACGGUUGCUGCGCAAGAAAUAAGAAAAAGAUAUAAUAUGAAUGAUCCGGUUCUGUCGAAACUUAGCUACCUGCAACCUAAAGCAGCUCUUUCACCAGUAUUCAGGGUUAACUGCCCUUCCCUUCUUCCACUAGUAAAAGUAGUCCCAAGAAUUGUUUCUUGUGAUGAUGAUGCAAUUUUACAGCGUCUUGAUGAUCAGUGGAGGGAGCUUCCAUUUUCAAGGGCAAGGCUUCCAGAAGAUAUUGAUGAUGUAAACAGUCCUGACAUUUUCUGGAAUAUGCUUCUGAAACCAAGCUGUGACACACAAGAAGCUCAUUUCAAAGAAUUGGCUACAUUUGCACUUCAUGUGCUUAGUCUCCCGCACUCUAAUGCAGACUGUGAAAGAGUCUUCAGUCAGGUAUGAAAAUAUAUGCAUCAUAAAUAACUAUUUUGUUACCUACUGUUCUUAUUUUAAAAUUUGAGUUUUUGUUAACUGCAAUAUUGUUAGAAAAAUAUAGCAUGUGUAUUUACUUUACAGGUAAAUCUAGUGAAAACCAAAGUACGAAAUCGCCUCCUUCCAAAAACAGUGAACGGAGCUUUGCUUGCUUCCGAGUGUGUGAAGGAAAGUGGUACCUGUGCAUUGUUUCGCCCUACAGCUGAAAUGUUAUCGCGCAUGACAUCAGCAAACUUGUAUGCAUCCAGUGCACCAGAAAACGAUAUUGUGGAUAUUCUCUUCGAAAAGGAUGACUGAGUUGUUAAGAAAAUUGUUUUUUUUUU
Bacillus rossius redtenbacheri is the source of this 1454-nucleotide messenger RNA. RefSeq lists its product as uncharacterized. The record is from RefSeq and is a predicted model, not a curated record. Bases 121 to 1101 code for a protein of 326 amino acids. Gene Ontology annotation, molecular function: protein dimerization activity. The transcript has 2 exons. Lineage: Eukaryota; Metazoa; Arthropoda; Insecta; Phasmatodea; Bacillidae.